Oikopleura dioica is the source of this 933-nucleotide messenger RNA. Lineage: Eukaryota; Metazoa; Chordata; Appendicularia; Copelata; Oikopleuridae. The record is from the annotation of a GenBank genome assembly.
AUGGGCCAGUUUGGCUCACGUGAUCAAAGUUUGGGCGAAAGCGUCCUGGAAGAAGUGAUCGAAUCGAUCAAAAACGAGACGAUUCAAAAUGUGAUCAUCAUGUGCGGCGCUGGAAUUUCGACGAGCGCGGGCAUUCCUGAUUUUCGAUCGCCAUCUACUGGCUUGUACUUCAAGCUGAGAAAGUACAAUCUGCCUUUUCCGGAAGCUAUUUUUGAAGCCAGUUAUUUCAAGCAAAACCCGGCGCCGUUUUACCACCUCGUCCGCGAACUGUUUCCAGAAGAAUUGACUCCGACGGAUACGCAUCGAUUCUUCACCUUGCUUCAUGAAAAACGCAUCUUGAAGCGGAUCUACACUCAGAAUAUCGAUGCUCUCGAACAUAUCGCUGGAGUUCCCGAAGAAAAAAUCAUCGAAGCUCAUGGCACUUUUCACAGAAAUCAUUGCGUAAAAUGCAGAAAGGACUAUUCGCUCGAUUGGUUGAAAAAUCAGCUGUUUGGGGAUCGCGAAACUGGGCAGAAAUUUGAUGGAGGUGAUCCCGAUUAUGUUCCUAAAUGUGAAAGUUGCGGCGGGGUUGUCCGUCCAGAUAUCGUCUUCUUUGGAGAGGCCCUUCCCGACAAGCUCUGGAGAAAUAUCAAAAACGAUUUCUCCGCGUGCGACCUUCUCAUCGUCCUGGGAACAUCCCUAACUGUUCAACCCUUUGCAAAUCUCGUCGGAGAAGUUGCCAAGGGCGUCCCCCGACUAUUCAUCAACAGAACUAAACCUGGAAAAGCAGGUCUUCUCGGUUCACUGAUGGGAUUGGGAGCAGAUAUCGACUUCAAGCGAUCGAAAGACCAGCUUCUUUUGCAAGACUGCGACGAAACCGUCCACCAAAUCGUCGAAAAACUCUCCUGGGAGUCCGAUUUUGCCGCAAUUCCGAAAAAUUCCAUGAAAUUAUGA